CCCCGGCAUGCGCAGCCGCAGAGCACCGCAACCUGGCCCGCUUAGACCCAGCGCUGCGCAUUUGCCAGCCAGUUCGCCCGUCCGGAGCCCGGCUCGCUGGGGCAGCAUGGCGGGGUCGCCGCUGCUCCGCGGGCCGCGGGCCGGGGGCGUCGGCCUUCUGGUGCUCCUGCUGUUGGGUAUACUUCGGCCACCUCCUGCGCUCUGCGCACGGCCAGUAAAGGAGCCCCGCGGCCUGGGUGCAGCCUUGCCGCCCUUGGGCGAGGCUGGUGCUCCCCGCCGCUUCCGGAGGGCAGUGGCCAGAGGGGAGACUGCGGGGGCCGUGCAGGAGCUGGCGCGGGCGCUGGCGCACCUGCUGGAGGCCGAACGGCAGGAGCGUGCGCGUGCCGAGGCACAGGAGGCCGAGGACCAGCAGGCGCGGGCCCUGGCGCAGCUGCUGCGCACCUGGGGCGCUCCCCGCACUACCGAUCCGGCUCUGGGCCUGGAGGACGAUCCUGAUGGGCCAGCCGCACAGCUGGCCCGUGUCCUGCUCCGCUCCCGCCUCGACCCUUCCGCCCUCACAGCCCAGCUGGUCCCCGUCCCUGCCCCCGCCGCCGCUCUCCGACCCCGGCCCCCAAUCUACGAUGACGGCCCCGCGGGCCCCGAGGCCGAGGACAACGGCGACGACACACCAGACGUGGAUCCCGAGCUGCUGAGGUACUUGUUGGGGCGGAUCCUCCCAGGAAACGGGGACCCCGAGGCUAUGGCUGCCCCGCGCCGCCUCCGCCGCGCGGCUGAUCAGGAUCUGGGGUCUGACAUGCCCCCCGAGGGCGUUUUGGGAGCCCUGCUGCGCGUGAAGCGCCUGGAGACUCCUGCGCCCCCGGCGCGCCGCCUCUUGCCGCCCUGAGCACUGCGUGGAUCCUGCGCGCCCGCGGGCCCAGGGCUGCUCCUCCCCGGACACCCCAACUGCUCCCCGCCGGCACGUCCCCGCCAGCUGCAGUUCCUGCCCUGGAGCCCCAAUAUCCCCACAAUAAAUACGAUCUGAAGCAGCUA
Molecule: messenger RNA, 1029 nt
Organism: Hipposideros armiger (great roundleaf bat)
Lineage: Eukaryota; Metazoa; Chordata; Mammalia; Chiroptera; Hipposideridae
Gene: PCSK1N
Product: proprotein convertase subtilisin/kexin type 1 inhibitor
Exons: 3
Coding region: 8-883 (291 amino acids)
Biological process (GO): negative regulation of endopeptidase activity
Molecular function (GO): endopeptidase inhibitor activity
Source: RefSeq, a predicted model, not a curated record